UCCAAACGGUCGGUGAGGGUGAGAAGAAAGCGGUGUGGCCCACGGGACUGAAGCGGCUGCACAGGUGUUUUUCCUCGUUAGAAACCAAACAGUAAGUUCUGUUAUGUGACCUGCUGGAGUCCAGUAACAGAUAGCCUUAGCAUUAUAGGCCGUUUAAAAACAUAGACCGCCUUUCCAUUAUUCAUAAGAAGGGCACAUGUUGUUGGCUAUCUGUGUCAUUGUAUGGUGUUGGGGAUUGUUGAGUCGCAGACCGAUGCUGCGUCGCCAGGGCAAGCAGAAAGGCCGCUUUUGCGUCUUGUUCAGUGACCUGAAGGUUUUCCUACUCAGGCCACCGCCACCGUCGGCAUCGCCACCUGCUUUCACACCCAUGAACGAACUAAACGCGGAGGGCAAUGCGACGAGCAGCGCCACAGAGAGCCACUCUUUAGCCAACGGACAUUACCAGCCGGUAACAGGUGAGGGAUUGGACACCCGAGGGCCCGGAGACUGGACUCAUAGCGCAGUGGAUCCGCCGAGGACUCUGGACUGUUGCAGCUCAUCUGAGGAUUGCUCUAAGGAGAAGCUGGACGAGAGGUUAUCUCUGAACAGCUGCACGGACAGUGGAGUCAGGACUCCGUUAUGUCGGAUCUGUUUUCAGGGCCCAGAGCAGGGGGAGCUGCUGAGCCCGUGUCGUUGUAGUGGUUCUGUACGCUGCACUCAUGAGCCCUGUCUUAUUAAGUGGAUUAGUGAGAGAGGAUCCUGGAGCUGUGAACUCUGCUACUACAAAUACCAGGUCAUCGCCAUCAGCACCAAGAACCCGCUACAGUGGCAGGCCAUCUCGUUGACAGUGAUAGAGAAAGUACAGAUAGCUGCAGCUGUUCUGGGUUCACUGUUCCUGAUAGCCAGUAUCUCCUGGCUGGUCUGGUCCUCCCUCAGCCCCUCGGCCAAGUGGCAACGCCAGGACCUGCUCUUCCAGAUCUGUUACGCCAUGUAUGGCUUCAUGGACCUGGUGUGCAUCGCUCUAAUUGUCCACGAAGGUCCCUCCGUAUUUCGCAUCUUUAACCGUUGGCAGGCUGUUAAUCAGCAGUGGAAAGUCUUAAACUAUGACAAGGUGAAAGACAAUGAGGAGCAUCAGAAGACCGGUGCCACAUUCCGAACCCUCUCUCUGCCGCUGACGCAACGAAUGGAGCCGACCGGCACGGAAGGUGAAGCUUCCACCUCCACGUCCUCCCUUAUGGCUGCAGUUGCAGCAGCCGCAGUGACCACCGCAACCCCCAGCACAAACUCUGUCCCGUUGGCAGCAAGUGCCAUGACAGACCCGCAGGACUCAUCUGAGCCCAGCAAUGGGCAGCCCUCACUGCCAGACCACCACUGUUCUUAUAACAUCCUUCAUCUCCUUAGCCACCACCUGAGGCCCCAAGAGCCACGCGGACAGACCAGCAGCAGCAACCGCGAACUGGUCAUGAGAGUCACCACAGUGUGAGGCCUUUGGUGAAGUCCAGUUUACGGUUGAAUCUCUGCAUGCAACGUAUUUAAAAGAAAGGAUUCACUGAGGAGAAUUAAACUGUUACCCGACGACCCAGUACAGUGCUGUCCGAGUUUAAGCCGUUUUUUUUUUUACAGUAUUGAAUAAAUCAAGGAAACAGUUUCUCUCACAGUGGCUACAGGAAAGAUUAUGGCCAUAAAGCUUCCUAUGUGAGCAAAUGAGAAAGGUCAAAGGUCAGUGGGGUGGAGUCUCUGAGUGUAUUGUCAGCUCAAGGUCACAGUCAAAGCUGUGACCGUUCUGAAGCACAACCUUAAUGCAAUCCAGUUUCUACACUGACAGCCACUGCUGAACUAAAACAGCUCAGAGUGAAGAACAAACGUGUUUGUAUGUAAAACACAAACAUUUUACGAUUACUACGUUGUAUUUUCAGAUAAAAUCCUAUUAUUAAUGUCACUUGCAGCAUUGAGCAAGUCUAAAUCUGUAAAAAAUGGGGUACUGAAGGAUCAAACUGUUGUGUUUACACACGCAGGCAGAACAUUUUUUAUCGAAAUCAAUCCUCUUUGUCUUCUCUCAGUCUUGUACAUCAAAUAACAGGAAACAACGUUACAAUGGACACAAGUUGCAGCAAUCAUACAUUUUCGAAACUACAAAAAAGUGGCCCAGUUUAUGGCAAAUUCUUGAUCAACUGACUUAUUUUGUUUACAUUUGUUAAAUUUGUGUCAGAAAAAAGGUUGCUACAUUAAAAAAAAAAAAAAGACAAA
Molecule: messenger RNA, 2226 nt
Organism: Carassius carassius (crucian carp)
Lineage: Eukaryota; Metazoa; Chordata; Actinopteri; Cypriniformes; Cyprinidae
Product: E3 ubiquitin-protein ligase MARCHF4
Exons: 4
Coding region: 197-1462 (421 amino acids)
Biological process (GO): protein ubiquitination
Molecular function (GO): zinc ion binding; ubiquitin-protein transferase activity
Source: RefSeq, a predicted model, not a curated record